Messenger RNA from Exserohilum turcica Et28A, 396 nucleotides. RefSeq lists its product as uncharacterized. Bases 1 to 396 code for a protein of 131 amino acids. The transcript is spliced from 2 exons. The record is from RefSeq and is a predicted model, not a curated record. Lineage: Eukaryota; Fungi; Ascomycota; Dothideomycetes; Pleosporales; Pleosporaceae.
AUGCACUUCCUUCACCUCCUUCCCGCCGUCUUCGCGCUCGCAGCAGCCGAAACCAAGUUCCUGCGCUUCGUCGACAUGGAGUGCCAGAGGAGCGACUUAACCUACGUCAAGGUAUCUGCGGAAGAGCAAAAGCAAAUCGUCAAGGCCAACUACGCCACUACGGGCCUUACACCAGAGGCGUCGCGCGGGCUGUACACGGCCAUUGCCGCCGACCGGUGUCCUUCCAACGCCGACGACACAUACGCAUGGGUCACCAUUCCCCAGUGGAGCGGACCCCGUGGCGGCGGCGCUAUCGCUGCCAUCUACUACAACGACACCGACACGUACCUUGCGUGCCGCUACUUGGCUGGCGUUGUCGGCAACUACGCGGGUUUCUGCCAGCCAUACACGGCUUAA